ACACCUACAUCGAACAAAUUCUCGAGAUCUCUACAAACCUCAACUCUCCCAACCCCCUCAACCAAACCAAACCAAACAACCCCCAAACACAACAACAAACCCAAAAUGUCUGCCCCCAACGCCGGUCGUCAGUCCCCCGACCCAGAGCGCCAGUCCGGUGCGCAAGCAGGCCAGAUCGCCGACAACGUCAACGCACAAGGUGCCGGUCCCAAGGAAGGCGCUGAGAAGGCCAGCGACAACACAAAGGAGAGCCUGAGCUCUAACCCUGAACACCCGCUGAAGGAGCACAGCGAGGAGACUACUUCGAAGAAGGUUUAGAGGGAUGGGGUGUGUUGAGAAGGAUGAUGCGUGGUGGAUGCAUGGAUGGAUUGUAAGACCUGGUAGUAUGGAAUGAGGUACCUGGGCAGUCUGAAGGAUGAGAUAAAUUAAAUCAUG
Molecule: messenger RNA, 435 nt
Organism: Pyrenophora tritici-repentis Pt-1C-BFP
Lineage: Eukaryota; Fungi; Ascomycota; Dothideomycetes; Pleosporales; Pleosporaceae
Source: RefSeq, a predicted model, not a curated record